GACUAAGACAGAUGUUCUAACAUGGCGACCUAGAGAGGUGCAGGGAAUUCCCUCGAUAUAAGUUUGGAGUUUGGACAUUUGACAAGCCGCAUUCUACAAACAGACAGGAGAGUAGCCAGUAGGAUUUAAUUAGCUGAAUUUUCGAUCAUGGUGGAUUCUUAUCAUUAUGUAAGGAGGUUUCCGUGUGCUAAAGUUUGGACAAUGCCAUCUCGCACUGUGUGUUUUGUGUGCGGCAGUGUGGGCGCCGAACUCUCUAUUCAUAUCAAGUCGAGAGACAAAGGACCCUACUUCCCUUUUCUGGAGCACCACGAUCCGCCCAAAGGUUCCCGUCUGCCAGGCCCAGAUGGUCUCGUAGACAGCUGUAGAGUGUGUUAUGCUUUUCUUACUCAGCAAUGGGAAGCGUAUGAGAGAAGCAAAACUCCCGCCAUCAAAAGACUGUAUUGGCUGAAGAGAGCUGACAACGGUCAUUUUACAGGUGCGGAAAUGAAACUGCAAGGGGAGUAUAUGGCACAAGUAAUGGGAUUACAAUAUCAGACAACCAACGACUCUUAUAACCCUUCUUCAUCCCCAGAGAGACCGUCUUACUCUCGGGAUGGUUAUUUAAUUCCAAGCAACCAUCACACCAGGGACCCCCCUCGAAGUCACCACGCUGUUCAUCAAGCACCUGAUGGAGCUCUGGACCUGUCCGUUGGCCCAACUAAAGUAGCAACCGACCUGGCGCGUGCUGGCCACAGCCAACGUCAUGUUGUUAGAGAUUCUUACACCUGCUUUACCUGUGGCAAAGAAAAGCAGAUAUCUCAUUGUAAACUUGCAUCAGCUGUCAGACAGGCAGGCAAUGAGCCGUAUUUUCCAUUUCUAGAAAAGAUCGUCCCACCAAGGGGCGCAUCAUCGAUAAGUAGCCAGGGAUUGGUGCAGUUGUGUGAACAUUGUUUUACAUCCUUAUUUCAACAAUGGCUAACAUAUGAGAGGGCCGGGGUGCCCCCUAGUGCGAGGAUGUAUAGUGUGGGAGAUGAUCACAUCACUACUAAGUCCCAGGGCGUCCGAGAAAUACGGGAAUCUUACGAGAAGGAAAAAACAUCAGAUGCAGAGACAUGCUACCUGUGCGGCCAGUCAUAUCCUAUCAAGUCCAUUAGGCCUCUGUACACGAUUCCAUCCCAAGAAAAUAAACUUGUUAUGUAUUUUCCCUUUAUUAGGGAACUUAGGCGGCCCCAUGGAUCGCGUCCUUUGAACCCUGAUGGAACCGUCCUAGUUUGCCAAAAUUGUCAUCAUAAUCUCCAAAGCCAGUGGUGUCAUUAUGAAGCCAAAAAGAUUCCUUUAAUUCAGAGGAGAUACUCAUUAUUGCCAGUCAGUGGGUCGUACACAGUACCGCUACCUGAUAAACCACAUCAUAGCAAGGACUCGGAGAAGCCUCACCCCAAGCCCCCCUCUGAUGGGUCUGAUGUCACCCAGCCACUCAACAUCCAGAUCAGCAAAAGCCCCCUCCCUUCCUCCCUUCCUGGUAGUGCCCAAGGACUUUUGGCCAUUGCUCAGCCAAUGGUGAAGACCGAGGCCGUGGAGGGGCAGGGUUCAUCAGUGCCGCCUACAAUCCCCAACAGUGUCAACAAUGCAUUGGCUGCCAAGGUUCUCGAGCAUCAUCGUCAGCUCGCCGAAACCAAGCCAUCAUCGUCAUCAGGAGCAUCGAUUCCCCAUCCACUACAACAAGCAACCUCCAUACCGAAGAAGGUAUGUUUUAUCUGUGGCGAAAAAUGUCUGAUUACCAAAGCACGCACUUUAUGCUCAUACCCAAUGCGGCACGAAGCCAAGACACCCAACAGCCAGUCAGCACCAUACUUUCCAUUCUUGGCCAGUCGAGAUCCGGCACCAGGGGCCGAGCUCAACACCGAAGACGGAACCGUGACCGCAUGCUCCUACUGCUUCUGCUCACUCAUUACUCAGUGGAAAGAGUUUGAAGAAUCCAAAGAUCCAGAAGACCACAAGCGCUGGGUGAGGAAAUAUUCAGUGCAGGACUUUGUCUGUUAUGUUUGUGGAACAUCAGUUGCGAGGAAAGCAAUGAGAACACUCGAAGUUCACAAGUUCCCUUUCCUGAAGGAACACAAGGCCCCACCUCACGCCCUGGUGUUCAGCAGCGGGGAAGAGAUUGCUGCGUGUAGCUCGUGUGCCUUCAGUCUACGUCAUCAGUUCGCAGAGAACGAGAGGAUGGGCGUCCCUGACGAUCACCGGAAGUACAACUGGAUUCAGCAGCCUCAUCAGUCGCAGGUCGUGGAGGAGAAUAGCAGCGACUCGCGGGAACAGGUAGAAACCAUGGCAACCUUGGUAGAAGAACUAAACGCAACCUACACCACCCCUCCCCUCACCCCAUGUCUCAGUUGCUGGGAUGCCUCUGUGAGUGAGUUAAGAGGGUACGCAACUUUGGUGAGCUGUGACGAUGACAGUAACACUACAAACCCUGACAGCGUCCGACAAGGAGACGGCCUCCCCCAGGGCUCCAAGCCCCCUCCCCUGAACAUGCUGAGUCCGUCGGGGAGCAAGGUAGCACGCAACACUGCCACGGUCCCCCCUCUCAACCAGGUGUCCCCCAGCAAUGGACUUAACUCUGUCAGUGGCGAUGCUGCUCUCAGUGCCACUAGAACAUCCAGUUUUGCUGCAGCUCUCCGGAAACUUGCUCACCAAGCUAAAGACCCAGAAGACCCUGCCAGCGUCAAGCACACCAGUCCUCCCAGUUCCAACGUCAGUCCCCGAUCAUCCACCCCCAAACGUGCGCCGCCACCCCUUGUAUACGCCUCACAGGCUCAAUCCCUCACCUCUCCCCCGGUGGUGACAAUCGCCCCUACACAAGCACACCCAUCAGUGCUCAAUGAUAGUCGACAGGGCCUGGAGCGAGUGUCAUCUGCCCACAGUACAUCCUCAUCACUCUAUGAGCCGCUCUCAUUGAAACAGGAACGAGACCAGCGCCCUCUGUCUUCACACUCUCGUGACGAUGACCGCUCGUCAAUGAAGGAUGGCCCUCACGGACAGACACCGUCGAGAAUACUGACUCCCCAUUCCACCCCCGGGUCAAGAGAAGAUGGCUUGGUCCGUGGGUUCCAGCCUUAUCGCCAUGGAGAUGAUAUCCGACCUCCUGUCCCCCUUCCAUAUGGAAUGGACCCAGCCACAUACCAGGCAGCAUAUCACCAGGCCUUCAUGCAGCCACAUCCAUACUCUCAUCCAGCAUACAGGCUUGAGGAUCCCCUGAUGCUGGAGCGGUACCGCAUGAUGCAGCCUCCCUAUUUACCCUUCCCCUCCACAGGCUCUGCCCCCGGGGCCAUGAUGCCCCACCCAGGGAUGCACCCUCUCCUCGCUGGCGGGCGCUACCCCCCAGAGUUGCUGCAUCAAUAUCCCUUUCUCUCCCCAAGUGCACCCGGGGUGGACCCCCGAUCCCCAGCCAUGUCAGCAGAGAGAUCAAGAGCUGAGGAAGACCGACAACGAGAACUUGAUCGGGAAAGAGAGCGAGAACGUGAGAGAGAAAGAGAGAAAGAAAGAGAGCGAGAAAGGGAGAAAGAACGAGAGAAAGAGAGAGACAGAGAGGCUGAGAUUCAACGUUUAAGAGAACAACAAAGAGAGAUUGAGCGAGAGCGUCAGAAGAUAUUAGAGCGACACAACGACCUAACCAACAACAGUGUACUGACAGUGCCCAUGCGAGGUCGACAUCAUGACGACAUGCGAGGUCGGCACCAUGACGACGUGCGAGGUCGGCACCAUGACGAUGUGCGAGGUCGGCAUCAUGACGACAUGCGAGCCAGGGACUCAAGGCAAGAAGAAGCUUCCAAGUUUGGCUCCAUCACACAAGGCACUCCGCGCGAUCCAGGCUGCAGGGCUUCCUCCGAGUCCGGCUACAGCAAGGAUGCUCGAUGGCAGGACGCGGCAGGAGCACGCAGGGAGCACGACCGCAAUCACUACCACCAUCAUAAGCCCCCCGAUCCCCCCUCCGCACGCCACUACAACGCAAGCAUGGGUGACGCUGGGCGGAGGUAUAUGGUGGACCACUCAGAGUCGGACCAUGGGCGUGGUCCCGUGGGGAUGGAUCGAGGUCAGCCUCCACCACUUGUGUCACCACGGGGUCAAGGUGAUGCAAGUCGAGGGGAAAAACCAACUGACGGUGCCAUCUUCCGACCAUUUGAGAAACCUGCUCCUGAUUCCCAGUAUUCCCAAUAUUCACAACCCCUUCAAAGCUCAAAAUCAGCCGACUUGUCAGUGCCAUCCUAUAGACGAUCUCACGAUCGGGAGGCGAAUGGGGACGUGAGAGAGAGGUUUCCUGAGUCAGUGGAACGUAGAGACAAUUCAGUGGCUGAUGGUUACGAUCAUCACCAGCUCAAGAAGCCAAUCAGUAGGACUCACAGUAAUCAUAAUAUUGAACGGUUUGACUUCAAGAGUUUGGCGACAGAGUUUGGACACCUUCCAAAACCAGAGUCGCAAAGUGUGGACAGUCGGGUGCUGAUACCGUUCUCAGACGCAACCUAUGUGCAGAAACAGUGUGUUGAGAACCACGUGCGGAGUAAGCUGGAUAUAGAAGAGCAGAAACUGCGGGACUCGCGCCUCAAUGGCACCUACUGCAGCGACAGUGAGGACGAUGGUUUGUCCGACGACGACGAGCGUCGACUACAGCAGCUCAUGUUCAUCACCAAAGUCCCGCCGCUCAAGUUUGAAGCAUCGCCACCUAAAAUGAAACUGCUGGGAGAACUUGGACUUGUUACACUUAGGAAAAAGAAAGACAUUCAGUAUGAACGUCUUCGAAAACGUCGGAAACUGCACCGCGAGCGCAGUAUCAGCCCCGUGGAGGUUGAGGAGGAGAACUGCUCUCCCUUGCCACUCCCGAGUCUGGCCGAGUCCGACGCCUUGUGUCAUGACAACGACUACCCAGACAAGUGCCAGUUCCUGCACAACAUGGAUCUCGGCCCCCUCGGUCGAGACAGAAAGAAAGAGUUGGACCAGAUCAGAACGUUUUGUGAGCAGGAGAAACAGAGGAGGCUCGGAGUCCUGGAGGAAAACAACCGUGUUCUGAUGAAUGGCGACAUUUUACCAGUUUCAGAAACUUCAGGUUGUGGCGUGAAACGGAAAUUUGAUGAAAUGGAAAAUAUGUCCUCCCAAUCAGAACCCAUGAAAAUUUCUCUAAGUCAGUUGCAAGCUCGUCACCAGAAACACGGAAAACCAGCCAACCAUGUCAAGUCGAGUGCGGUAGUGUUUCCAGAGUCACGCGAUCGCCAGCUCAGUAGGGAGUUUGCGGAACAGUUUCAUGAAUCUGUUCUCCAAACAACAAGACAAAAAGAAAUAGCAAGUCGUUUAGGGGGCAGAGGGCAGGAGGAGUCCUUCAGCUCGAGACCUACAGACCAAUCACAAGGUCCAACACAACUACGCUUCAAUGCAUCAGGUGAAUCUAGUGGUUCUACACGUGAAACAGACAUCUCGGACUACGGAGCCAAUCCAGGGUUCCGCUGGCCGGGUAUUGAAGCCAUAAUAGACUCCUAUCAAAGAUAUGUAGAAGAGCAGCGCUUGGAGCGCCAUAUACUGACCGAGCGAUGCCGUCGACUUCGAGCUGACAACAUGGACCUGAACCGAACUGCCGAGAGACUCAGCCAUAGAGUAUCGGGUCUGCUGGAUGCUAAGCAGCGUGGGGAGGGGGAGCGAGUCCAGGCUCAGAGUGCAAUAGACAACAUGAAGAGGUGUCUCAAGUACCUCAGGUGAUGCUGGCGUCAGCGGCGACGCACGCCUCUGUCAUUGUCAGCAUCGUGACAACAGCGUCAAAUACUACUCAAUUUCUACGGGAUCAAAUUCAGCAAUGUUCAUAUCUUUCUCAUCAGUCACUCUCUUUCAUCGUCAUGGAAACUAACUCCACGCUGAUGGCAGCAAUGGAUAAAUACUCAGUUACCAUGGCAUUGCCAUGUCUGCUUGUUCAUCACAGCAACUGUUGUUACUGACGUAAAUGUGGAAGUUGCGACAUAUCACAGCUGGAAGUGUUCUUGAACAGCAGGAGGGAGACUGUGUACAGGUCUGUGACAACUAUGGCAUCAUCGUGUGUGUCUGGGUGACACAUAUGACAUCAUCGACAUAUCUGUGAUUCCCCGCGGCCUUACGGCACCAUGUGAUAGUUGAGCUGUCUCAGUUCAUGUCCUAGCAGAGUUCUGUCCCUUUCAGUGAUGACUUGCACAAACACACACCGCCUUAUUCUCAGACAGUGACUAUUGCUACACACCUGUUCAGAUUAUAGGAAGUAAAAAUAAGUUGAUUCAUGAAAUAAUUUAUUUAUGAGUUCACCCCCAGUGUAAAUCAUGUUUGUGUCUUUACAAAUUAAUUCAAGAAACGAAGAAAAUAUGGACUAUUGUGAUUGGAAACCUUGUUUGAUUAGGCUACGAUAGAUAACAUGUGACCAUGUUGUCAGGUAACAUGUGACUUUCGUGGGUCAUUUCUGUGACUGGAAGAGCACAUGUGCAAGCACCUUUAAUCCUGGUUAGUUGUGAGUAAGUCUUGAAGCUGAUGAAUGUCCCAGCCAGACACAUGGAGGUGUACACACUGCUGGAGAAAUGGGAUGAGCUGAUACUGAGUAAUGACAACGUAAACAUAGUGGGGGUAUUUUCUGUUUAUUUAUUUACAAUGAGUUUACCAGCUUUUCGGGAGAUGUACAACAUGCAAUAGUAUUAUUGGUUAUUCCGAGCAAUAUGUGAAGAAAAGUAUUGCAGGAGCUGCAGCAAGUAGCCAUGAUGUAGUGGAACGUUACAUCCCGAGGUAUUGAAACAUUAAACACAGAGUCAUUGAAAGUUUCUCCAAGUAAUUGAAAAACACUUUCUUGUUGUCUUAUUUAUAUAUUGAAAAAGAUGCUGAGGUUUUUUUUAUGAAAUUUGUUUCUUGAAAUAUUUGUGCAAUAUAUUAUUUUUGAGUCAAAUUUAGUCUCCAUGUAGAAUUUCAAAUGUUAUUCAAAUGUUACCAGAUAUUCAUUUUUGAACAUUAACUUGAUUCCCUGUACAAGUUCUACAAGUUGCUGAUGGGCGUGUCCAUGCAUAACCCAUUACAUGUGGAGGAAUGGGAAACUGGGAUUCUGAAGCUUGAAUGUGUGGACAUCUGUGGCGCAGCACCAGGCUGCGGCGUUGUUUAUUUAUGAUUCUGUGUAGUAGACAGUAGCGAUGUGUGGCGAGUCACUCCUGACAUCCAUGUAUGUUUCCUAAUUGUUUCUACAACGUGUUGAUGUGUAGUCUGUAGGCCACAUUCCUGUCACAUUUCCUGGAAAAAAAGCAUUAAAAACUAUCCUUCUAAUGUA
Molecule: messenger RNA, 7285 nt
Organism: Haliotis rufescens (red abalone)
Lineage: Eukaryota; Metazoa; Mollusca; Gastropoda; Lepetellida; Haliotidae
Product: genetic suppressor element 1-like
Exons: 18
Coding region: 148-5718 (1856 amino acids)
Source: RefSeq, a predicted model, not a curated record